Molecule: messenger RNA, 750 nt
Organism: Dictyostelium discoideum AX4
Lineage: Eukaryota; Evosea; Eumycetozoa; Dictyosteliales; Dictyosteliaceae
Gene: gpmA
Product: phosphoglycerate mutase
Exons: 2
Coding region: 1-750 (249 amino acids)
Biological process (GO): glycolytic process
Molecular function (GO): bisphosphoglycerate mutase activity; intramolecular phosphotransferase activity; phosphoglycerate mutase activity
Source: RefSeq, a predicted model, not a curated record
AUGGUUUAUAAAUUAGUUUUAAUUAGACAUGGUGAAUCAACAUGGAAUAAAGAGAAUAAAUUCACAGGUUGGACAGAUGUUGAUCUUUCAGAGAAAGGUGUUCAAGAAGCUCAUGAAGCAGGUAAAAGAUUAUUAAAAGCAGGUUUUACAUUUGAUAUUGCCUACACAAGUGUUUUAAAGAGAGCAAUUCGUACCCUUUGGAUCCUCUUAGAAGAAUUGAACCUUUAUUGGAUUCCAGUUUCAAGACAAUGGAGAUUAAAUGAACGUAUGUAUGGUUCACUUCAAGGUUUAAAUAAAUCAGAAACUGCCGCAAAAUAUGGUGAAGAUCAAGUAUUAAUCUGGAGAAGAUCUUAUGAUAUCCCACCACCAGCCCUCGAAGAAUCUGAUGAACGUUAUCCAGGUAAUGAUCCACGUUAUGCUAAAUUAGAUAAAUCUGAUCUCCCAAAAACUGAAUGUCUUAAAGAUACUGUUGAAAGAUUUUUACCACUUUGGAAUGAUACUAUUGCUCCAACAAUUAAAUCAGGUCAAAAAGUUUUAAUUGCUGCUCAUGGUAAUUCAAUUAGAGCUUUAGUUAAAUAUUUAGAUAACAUUGCUGAUGAUAAGAUUGUAUCAAUGGAUAUUCCAACUGGUAUCCCAUUAGUAUAUGAAUUGGAUGAAAACCUUAAACCAAUUAAACACUACUACCUUGCUGAUGAAUCAGAAUUAAAUGCUGCUAUCCAAGCUGUUGCCAAUCAAGGUAAAGCUAAAUAA